GGACUCAUGAGGGGUAGAAACACAGGGGCUCAGGAGGGGCAGAAACACAGAGACUCAGGUUGGGCUCACUGUGUCCCUGUCUCUGCAGAUGAACACAGGGGACACGCAGGACACUGAGGGGGACACACCAGGUGACCUGAGCCCAUUUGACACUAAGGAGCAGAUACCCCCCACCAGCAAGGAAGCUGAGCCCUCCCUGGAAGCAUCCCUGCUGGGUGCCCAGGACAAUAUGGGAGCCCCUGAGGUCCAGGGAAGGCGGCAGCCCCCUCUGAAGGCCACAUGCAGGAACAAGGGCAGAGUCAUCUGGGACCCGGGAUCCUGCACUCACAGUGACUGGUCACCUCCCUUGGAGGACAGGCGUCAGGAGAGGCCAGGUCAAAAGGAGCCUGAAAAGGAGCUGCAGAGCAGGCAGCAGAUGACCUCAGGGGACAAGGAGGAUGCAGAGGGGGGCAUACCACGUGGCCUGUGCCCUUGUGAAACCAUCAGGAAAAUACCCCCCAUCACCAUGGAUGCUGAGCACCACCCCUUCAAGGCCAGUAUGGCCCUGCUGGGUCCCCAGGAUGAGACACUCAAGGCCCAGAGAACGUGGCAGCCCACCACCAAGUCCCCACACGGGAACAAGGGCAGAGUCACUUGGUUCCAGGCAGAGGAGCUUCUGAGGCUGGCCCAGGACACCCAGUGCCCCAGCACUCCACUCCACAACAUUCAGCUGGCUCUGCUCAGGGAGUGCCCCCCUGCUCCUGAGCUGCCAAUUCUGGCUGUGGCCCCAGAGCCACCCCCCAUGGAAGUUGCCCCCCCAUCUGAAGAGGUCUGCUGCCUGUGGUUCAUUCAAAUUCUACUUUACCUCUUGUGGAACUUGGUGUUCUCUUAAUGCGGUCUGAAUAAAGUGUUGUUCUAUGGAUCC
Molecule: messenger RNA, 904 nt
Organism: Erinaceus europaeus (western European hedgehog)
Lineage: Eukaryota; Metazoa; Chordata; Mammalia; Eulipotyphla; Erinaceidae
Exons: 3
Coding region: 89-871 (260 amino acids)
Source: RefSeq, a predicted model, not a curated record